CGAAGACGUUUUGCAAUCUUCAAUUGAUUGUUUUAAUGAUGGCCGAAGCAUUGAGUGACAGUAUUUGGUUUAGAGGUUUGGAUUUACCUCCUAGAAAUGCUAACACGGAAAUGAGCAUUAUAGAACUUAGAAAAUACAGGAAAUACGAUCGCCUCGUUUUGAUAAUGCACUUCCCACAUUACUACGAAGCGGCAAAAAAGGACAUAAUGCUUAGAACAUUGGUAAUUCGGGAAGCCCACAAAUAUUUAGAAAGGUCUGUCAAAACGGAGAACAUGCAACUGUUAUGCGAACGCUUGAAGGACGAAUUCAAACAAUACGAAGAGUCUUUGGCAGUGGAAGAACAUAUCGCAAAAAUAAGGUAUUUUUCUUACAAAAUCAAAUUUAGGAAAUUUUUUUGCAGUUACGGUAAUUUCAGUUCUCUCAGUGGUCGUGAUAUGUGUACGAUUGCUUCGAGAAAUUUUUUUCUUAGAAGAAUCAUCGUGCAGAAUUCCCACUUGAGGACUCUACUUCUAGGCGCUUUAGAGCAAGAAAUUGAAGAUGAUUCAGAUGACUCGCCUUUUCUUGAAUAUCUCGUCCGAUGUAUUAGAAAUAAUCUUUGGAGCAACUGA
Molecule: messenger RNA, 608 nt
Organism: Harmonia axyridis
Lineage: Eukaryota; Metazoa; Arthropoda; Insecta; Coleoptera; Coccinellidae
Exons: 2
Coding region: 36-608 (190 amino acids)
Source: RefSeq, a predicted model, not a curated record